CAUAUUUGAUUAUUUUUUUGUUUUUACCCAAGAAACUAAUAAUAAAAAUUUCAUUUUAUUGUCCUCCUCCCUCGCUUCUCCAUGUCAUCCUCAUUUCCUUUUCACGACGCUCCACAACAGUGUCGAAGGUUCUGGGUUCUCUUCGUCCUCCUCCAUCAUCUAUUCUCUAAACUUCUUUUUUUCUCGAGAUAUAACAACUGAGAAAAGUUAGAAAAAACCUCUACCUAUACCCUCUCCCCCCAGGCAACAUUUUAGUGAAACCAUCCUAUAAAAACGAAGGAAGAAAACUUACUAUAAAGAGAACAACAACAGGCCCUUACGUGCCACUCUACGGGCACAAAAAUGGAUAAGAAUACACUAAUUGAAUACUCUCCCGAAGCGCAGAGGACCUCCAAGUGAAUCCAUAACCACACCUUAGAUAAGUUGACGGAUCACUACUUCAAAAUCACCCUCCGCAUAUGAUAUGACGAGGCAAAUCUUCUCCCAGACACCAACUGAAAAAACAUAUCUAGCAGCAAAGCCAUUAUGCAAAGAAAGUGUCAUACACCCCUCGAUGCAGAAACCCCAUAUCCAACAAUACAUGUCCGUCUGAAGCCACGUACAACAAGACCCAAAAUACAUCCCGAAAGGUUGUCAAACCGGUUUAUACCGUUGUGUCAGUGUGUGUGACAAGUGGAAUGGUACGACCAUUGGCAAUAACCGGUGGUAUAUACGUAAGUCGAUCAUACCAGUAGUGUCACGCCAAUUUCAUAACCAGUACAGGUUGAACCUGAUUCAACCGGUCGCAUCACAACCAUUAUUCCCGAGUCUUUGAACAACCAUCUCCAAAACUGUUUGAGCCUAGAAUGCACUAGGCGGUUCUGAGGCUCUGAUCCGGACUCCCUCGUCUGAUCUCCUCGAGAGUGGAAGAACCUGUGAGGCGGGGGGCGGCCCCCGGGAUCUACGCUCCGACGCCCAAAUUAGUACGAUAUAGGAAGCAGUUUAUGGUAUGUAGAGAGAGAGAGAGAGAGUUUAGAGAGAGACCUUACGGUUAGAGUCUGGGAAGGGAAGAGAGGAUCUUUGGCUUGAAGGCUUUGGCCUCCUUAUAUAGAGCUUGGGCCUCCAUGAGUGGGCUUGGACCCGGGACGCCUUGCAAUGAGUUUGGGCCUGUUUAUAAUCGUGUAGGCAUAUUAAUCCAUAUCCAAAAAAUAUUAUAAUCAAUCCCUACAUAUUGUCAUCACGACCACUUAUCUUCGUUUUCUCAUCACUUCACUACCCUAGUCGGAGACUAAAAAUAUGCUCUCGCCGAAUAACCCUUACCCUCUCUAACUUUUAACCUCACUUAUUAUUGAAUAUAAUUCUUAUCACAUUCCAUCACCAACCCCUCUUAAUUGCCUUCUUUCACCCUCUAAUGUAACCACAGCCACAUCUUCUUUUCCUUCCCAAGAAGGAAAAAUUGUGGCCGUGAAUUGGAAAACCGAGCAGCAUAUGAACACAUGUCAUAUAGUUUUGGAGUUCAUUUUCUUUAAGAAAUUUAAUGAUCCCAAAAUGACGACUAAACGUCCAUGAAUAAUGGAACAAAGAUGAUGGUUAGCUGGUGAGAGGGAGGUUUUGGGGAACGUGGACUGCUUUGGAAGCUUUCGUUUGUGAUAAUUACUAGCUAGAUUUUGUGGGUCGCCAUCCGUUUGCAUUACUAUAGGGUUUUCCUAUGUAAUGGUCAAUGGGGUUGAUGGAAUCUGUUUGCUUAUAAAUUUUGUUAAAGGUGGUUGGUUGUUGGUGUUUUAAUUGUUUUGGGUUUUUUUUCCCUCUUUAAAGAUUAAUCACAUAGUAAUUGCAUGGUGUUUGACCAAUAAUCUUAAUGUUAAAGAUGAAUGAUGGUAUGUAUGAACUUACUUAAUUAUUUGGAAUAUCUACAACAUUAAUCUUAUAAUGUUUGCCAUUGACAUGCAUAUACAAGCAACAAAAUUUUUUGUCGGAGUGACAACUUCAUUGUAGUGCAACUCGCACGCCUUCAAAAUGAUCGUUUUGUGAAUGGCUACUGGAUGCGAAACCAAUAACACUCGAGAAUCGAGAUCAAGAUGAAUGGCAUUAAGUGUCUUGAAACUAAUACAGUAAUACUUCCCAGAAUUGUGGGACUUUUUAGAUUUAAGUCCAUUUGAAGUAGAGACAUGCGUGUGCACUCAAAUACGUUAUUACGCAGCGAGCAACUGACACAUGGACCAUGUGAUAUCACCAACUUGAAAGAAAGAAACAGUGUAAACAACCAAGAAACGCGGGGUGACUGUUUUCGUGCGAACGAAACUGUUGUCUAGUGAUCUUAUCGUUAGUUUUCAGGUGAAAUUCUCAUGUUCGAAUCCCAUGAACGAGGUUAGUUUCCUCCUUCCCCCACCCAUAUAAUAGCACUCUUUUAAUAUGUUUCUAGAAGAAAAAAAAACUUUCUAUUUUUUUCAAUGUUCUUCCGUCUCAUCCAUCGAAUUUUGUAUUGAGAUCAAAGGAGGAGAACUCAACUAAUACACCUCAUGAGAACCCAUAUGGGCCUACAAUAACCUUGUUCUUUUGCACAAGAACCGCCAGCCCAAUACCCACUAGCAGCUGGGCUCAGAAAAACCAAUCCCUCAUUUGUCUGGGCUUAUUUAUCCCAUUUCCAAAAAAGAAAACAACACGAAUGAAUUAUAUUGUUGUAUAUUUUCUGAAUAAAAUAAUAUCCUAAUUAUGAAAGAAAACAAAACGUAGCGCGGACGUUAAUUCAUAACCCCACUGCCCGUCAAGAACCAAAAUUGCCGACCGCGGAAAGGUCUUCCUUCCAACUUCCCACCAACGCUACGCCGUGCCCGCCCCGGCGGAGAGAAAUUGCUUUAGGCGUCGCGUGUCGUGCACACUCCAUACCGGCGGCGCGUGGCGGAUCUCACCAUCUCAUUUUGACUACACCCUUGGAGCUGGAGCUAGCUCAUUCGACGAAGCCGGCCCUCUUUUUUUUGAUAAAGUUCACCUUCCCACUGAGACUACUCCUUAUUCUAGCUCGAUCGCCGAUCUCGGCGCCGCCGUCCUCUCUCCGCCUCCGAAAUUAGGUGCGUAAACUCUUUUCCUUCACCUUCCGUUUCUCGCUGCUUUUCAAUUGAAAAGUCCCUUCUGGAAUUGGCGCUGCUCCGUCGAUUGUGCGCAGAUCUUAUCCCUGCUCCCCGUCGAGAAAGCAAUUGAAGUUACCUGGAGGAAAACGAGAGAGAGGUUUUUGUCGCUGAAAUGUCUUGUGGCUCAGAUUGCUAGCUUCAAUCCCGAGGAGUUUGUGUAAAGAAGAAGCAUAUUGGAAGCUGAGUAGGUGCGUGCUUGCUUGCUUGUCGGUUUUCUCCCUUUCGUUUUCGUCUGUUGGUGGGGGUUUUCGGGAGCCAAACGGGUGAAAGUGUAGAGGUUAUGAAUCUGGUGGCUAGUCUAACGGCAGCAUCUGAAUCGGGAUGAUACAGGUGGAGGGGAAAUCUGAGCUGAGGUGGUGGUGGUGGUGGCGGCGGCGGUGAUGAUUUGAAGAGAAAUUGAGAGAAGAGAUGAGUGUGAGCCAUGCGUCGGUUCACCCGGUGGAAGAUCCGCCCACGACGGACGGCGGGAACAAUAACAACAACAAUGCUCCGGCGAGAGUUCGGAUGAAGGAUUUGCAAGGGAUGCCAGGGACCAAAGGUGGGCUGGCGCUGCGGGUGGCUCAGUUCUUCUUUGCUACCGCGGCUCUUCUUGUCAUGGCUACCACCAGCGACUUCCCUUCCGUCACCGCCUUCUGCUACCUUGUUGCAGCAGCUGGCUUGCAGUGUCUGUGGAGCCUUUCUCUAGCAAUCGUAGACGUAUAUGCCAUCCUAGUGAUGCGCUCCUUGCAGAAUCAUCGAGUCGUCUGCCUGUUCACAAUUGGCGAUGGGGUCACCUCCACGCUGACAUUCGCAGCAGCGUGUGCAUCGGCGGGGAUCACAGUACUCAUAGACAACGACCUCGGUAGCUGCGGGCAGAACCACUGCGUACAGUUCGAAACAGCCACGGCGAUGGCAUUCAUCAGCUGGUUUACAGCAUUGCCCUCAUUUCUUCUCAACUUUUGGUCGCUGGCCUCGAGAUAGCACCCGAGUAGUACAAAUCACCGUCGUCGUUGCUGCCCUAAUUUCAAGCGAGAGAUCGUCCUGUGUGUGUAAUCUUCUUAAUUUUUGUUUGUAAAUGAGAACACAGCGCAAGUAGUUGAUAAAUUGGAAGGUGGGGUUUACCCCCGGAAACAACUCCUUCCACCGUUGUGCUCUGAAUUCCAUUUCGUUGUGUGCGACCAGCCAACUUGUUCUACGCUGGAAAUGGACUGUGAAAAGGGAAAAGACAGAAAGGAGCAUUGCAUCUGUUGUCAAUGUCGUCUUUGAUGGUGUUAAUGUUGUUGUGUAGGGCGGCAAAGUCAAAGGAAACGACCGAGAAUUUAAGAAGCUUUGGAGGGUUCUAUCAAAUGCAUUGAGAUAUGGCGGAAAUAACUAUGCCCACAGCCAUUCAACCAGCCGAGGAACGAUUGAAAUGGUAAAGGAAAAAGCUAAUCCAAUCGGUGUGGAUAUGAUUUUUGGUGUGCACUACGAAAUUUAUACACAAACAAAUGUAUACUGAGUAUGGGUCUAAUAUGAUUGAGAUGGUAAUGAAUAUCCACUAUCCCG
Linum trigynum is the source of this 4631-nucleotide messenger RNA. The record is from the annotation of a GenBank genome assembly. Lineage: Eukaryota; Viridiplantae; Streptophyta; Magnoliopsida; Malpighiales; Linaceae.